AGCGGCGCCGGAGAUUUCUCCCCUACAACCGCAGUGAGAGACCUGGAGGGUUGUGGGGACAGAUGGCAGACUGGUCCGGGAGAAUCUUCUGACUCCCGGGGACCAGCUAGAAGCCGCCGCGGACGCUGUGAGUAGCGGCGCGCGGCGGCCCGAACUUCCGGUUUCAGCGCGGGGUGACGUCAGCAGUGCAGGGACGGCUUCCCGCCCUGCUCUGCCCGCGCGCGCGCCAAUCUGCCUGACGCCAUCUUCUUCUGCACGGAGACAGGGGGACGCUGUGCGCUUCACACACGGAGCCUGCCAGGGGGAGAAUUUUAACAUAAUCGCAAGUAUAGAGGGGGCUGAUCAAAGGGGGGAUUACAGGCCAUAUUGGAAUCCACCUAGGGAUUAACCUAAUAAGGAGAGUCUCUGACUUGCACUCAGUCAUCCUGGAUUAGGUCCCACUCUAUCCUUAAUGUAGAUUGUUAACACAGCUCAUUAGUCAGAAGGUUUAGGGUGAUUUUAUUUUAGUGUAUACCUUCAGAAUGGAAAAAGUGACUAGUAAACCGGACAGACCUACAAAGGGAAAAACGGCCUCGGUAGUUUAUUUUUCCUGCUCUCAGUGUGGCUCAAAGCUGGCUAAAGGUAGUUCUGACGCAGGUACCUUAUGUGCUUCAUGCUCUGGUGCAUCAGUGACAGAUCAGCAGGGAGGUUCCGCAGAUCAGCCGACGCCCCCAUGGGUUAAAAACAUGGUGGACGCCAUUUCAGAUUUGCGUCAAUCUAGGGAGACUGAAUCUGCUCGGACUCAGGUGGAGCCUUUAUGGGCCCAAAAUAUGGGAAAGUGCCUCACUGAUUUAACUCAAUCUUUGAAUAAGUUUGUAAAUGCUGCCAGCAGUUCGACUGCUACUAAACGAUCGCAGCCGUUACCUGCUAUAGCAUUUCCAGGUGAGGAGGCGGACACCCUGGCAUCUCCAUUGGAGGAGGGGGAGGUAGAUCCUGAAUGGGAUGAAGUUUCGGCUUGGGAAGAUGAGGAACCUUCUACUAGUUCAGGUGUUAGAUUGUUAAUAGAAGCCAUUCGUCAGACUCUUAAUAUUCAGGACACGGUGGUAGAGGAAACUCCUUCCCCCUUCUUCAAACGACAAAAGAGACAGGUUACGGCCUUCCCUUCUUAUUCUCACUUUGCGGAUAUUUUAAAAGAACCCUGGCUUAAACCGGAUUCUCGUUUUCAGGCGCCUAAAAAGUUAAGAUUUCUAUAUCCUUUUACAGAGGAAGAUACGAAAUUUUGGGAGACGGCCCCUAAGGUAGAUGCUCCUAUUUCACAUCUAGCAAAAGCUACGGUUAUUCCGUCGGUACAGUCUGUGACCUUAAAAGACGCUACUGAUAGAAAGAUUGAAGCAUUACUAAAAUCUAUGUUUUCUUUAUCAGGUGUUUCUCUCCGUCCAGUACUGGCGAGUGCCUGGGUACUUAAGGCCGUGGAUGAAUGGCUUGCACAGGUGGUAUCGGGAAUGCAGUCGGAUGAUCCGUCGGAAGCCAUUCACGUAGCGGAACAGAUUUCGGAGGCACUCACUUAUGUGGGUGAAGCCUUGUUGGAUUCGGUUGCGCUACAGACCCGGGUUUCAGCCUUGACAGUAUCUGCAAGACGCUCUUUGUGGCUUAGAGUUUGGAAUGCUGAUUCUGACUCAAAGCAAACAUUGACGGCUGUGCCUUUUGAAGAUUCCCAAGAAGGGGCUCUUUCAGAGGAAGAGGAUAUCAGGCUAUUCGCAGACCGGCCAGUAAGCCUGCCGACAAACCUGAGGCAUGACGUCUCAGGUCCCCUGGAGGGAUCAAUGAAGGUUGGGGCCCGGUUACUUCAGUUCAGGGAAGUGUGGCUCCUAUCGAAACCGGAUCGGUGGGUAAUGGGGGUCAUUUCCAGAGGAUAUAUGUUGGAUUUCGAAGAGACGGUCCCAACCCGACUAUUCAUAACACCUCUCCCAGACGAUCCCUCCAGACGGCAAGCUCUUCUUCAGGCAAUCACAAACCUCUUACAAAAUGGAGUAAUCAUUCCGGUUCCCUCUCAUCAAAGGGGGCGGGGGUUUUACUCAGGUCUUUUUCUUGUGGACAAGCCGGAUGGUUCGUUUCGGCCCAUUCUGAAUCUGAAGGCUCUCAACCCGUAUCUCUCAACCCAAAAAUUCAAGAUGGAAUCCAUUCGCUCAAUUAUCGCCGCCAUGGAGCCAGGGGAAUAUUUGGCUUCAAUAGACAUAAAAGACGCCUACUUACAUGUCCCGAUUUGGAUAGGGCAUCAGUCUCUGCUGAGAUUUGCAAUCGGGCCGGAGCAUUUUCAGUUUCAAGCUCUUCCCUUUGGUCUUUCUACGGCUCCCCGAGUUUUUACAAAGGUCUUAGGCCAUGUAGUCGCAGUUCUUCGUUGCCAAAGGGUCAACAUCACUCCAUAUUUGGACGACCUGUUGGUCAAGGCACCGUCAGCGGAGAUUCUCACUCAGAACCUGCAGUUAACAAUGGAGACUCUACAAUCGUUCGGGUGGAUAAUCAACUUUCCAAAGUCAUCUCUACUCCCUUCUCAGAAGAUGAUUUUUCUGGGACUUUUAUUCGACACCAACAGCCAGAAGGUGUUUCUUCCUGCGGACAAGAUUCAGGAUCUGCAGUCGAGAAUCCGAACCCUGUUACACUUACCAGUAGUGUCGGUCCUCAGAUGUAUGCAGGUGUUGGGCAAAAUGGUAUCCUCCUUCGAGGCAGUUCCAUAUGCCAGAUUUCAUGCCCGUCCUCUUCAAACGCAGAUUCUCAACUGUUGGACUCGGACGGAACCACGUCUCGAAUUGCAGUUGAUCCGCUUGUCGAUAAAGACUCGUCAGUCUCUUCACUGGUGGCUUCACAGUCACAAUUUGAAAAAGGGUGCACCGUUCACAAUCUGGUCUUGGAUGAUGGUCACCACGGACGCAAGCCUCAGUGGUUGGGGGGCAGUUUUCCAGACUCAUCACUUCCAGGGACGCUGGAGCAAUCAGGAGUCAAAAUUGCAAAUCAACAUUCUGGAACUAAGGGCGAUUCGGUAUGCACUCAUUCGCAUUCAAACCAUGGUGCAGGGUCAACCAGUUCGGGUGCAGUCCGACAAUGCCACCGCAGUGGCUUACAUCAACAAACAGGGAGGAACUCGCAGUUGGUCCACAAUGAGAGAGGUCGCUCAGAUCCUCGCGUGGGCGGAACGCUGGGUUCCGGUGAUCUCCGCGAUCCACAUUCCAGGAGUCGAAAACUGGGAAGCAGACUUUUUGAGUCGUCACACGAUUCAUCCGGGGGAAUGGGAACUUCAUCAGGAAGUGUUUCUCUCUCUAGUGGAUCGAUGGGGAAUGCCAGACAUAGACCUGAUGGCGUCUCGCCUCAACGCGAAACUUCCUCACUACGGAGCAAGGACUCAGGAUCCACAGGCAAUCCUGAUCGAUGCUCUUACUGCCCCAUGGCAAUUUCAACUGGGAUAUGUGUUUCCGCCAAUCCCACUGAUUCCGCGUCUACUCCAACGCAUUCGGCGAGAGGGUCUCGCAGUGAUUCUAGUGACUCCAGAUUGGCCGCGUCGACAAUGGUACACUCUUCUGCGCAGUAUGGUAGUCGGAGAUCCCUUUCGUCUACCUCUGCGACCAGAUCUGCUUCUUCAAGGGCCUUGUCGCCACCCAGAUUUACAUCGGAUGGCUUUGACGGCUUGGCUCUUGAAUCCAAGAUUUUGAAGGCAAAAGGUCUUUCUCGAUCGGUUGUCCAGACGAUGAUUCGAGCUAGGAAACCGGUGACCUCAGGCAUUUACCAUAGAAUAUGGCGUAUUUACAUUGCAUGGUGCGAAAAACGGAGACUGACUCCGCAUUUGUUUAGACUACCUCGCCUACUCUCUUUCCUUCAGGAGGGUCUCGACAAGGGCCUAAAGCUUUCUUCACUAAAGGGUCAGGUUUCAGCUUUAUCGGUUCUUUUUCAGAAGAAACUAGCAAAUAUUCCAGAGGUUCAAACAUUCCUGCAGGGAGUACUUCGGAUUCAACCACCUUUUGUCCCUCCGGUUCCUCCCUGGGAUUUAAACUUGGUCCUUACGGCUCUUCAGACCUCUCCAUUUGAACCUUUAGAAUCAGUUGAGCUCCGUUAUCUGACACAGAAAGUUGUUUUUCUGUUGGCUAUUGCCUCAGCUAGACGAGUAUCUGAGUUGGCGGCCCUUUCUUGCAGACCCCCCUUGUUAGUGUUUCAUGAGAACCGGGUGGUUCUACGGACUAAACCUUCUUUCCUCCCAAAGGUUGUUUCAGCAUUCCAUUUAAAUCAGGACAUUGUACUUCCUGCCUUUACUCCGACAUCUUCUUCUGGUGAGGACUCUCAUUUGGCUCUUCUGGAUGUGGUUCGAGCCUUGCGUAUCUAUUUGUCUCGCACAGAGUCAUUCCGUCGCACGGAUAACUUACUGGUUUUAAUUGAUGUUCCAAAACGAGGUUGGCCGGCCUCCAAAAAUACUGUGGCCCGUUGGAUAACUUCGGCCAUAAGACAGGCUUACCUGUCUUCUCAUGUUUCGGUUCCUGACUCAAUUAGGGCUCAUUCGACUAGAGCUGUUGGAGCCUCUUGGGCUGUUCGCGGUGGUGCAUCUGUUGAGCAACUGUGCAGAGCAGCGACCUGGUCGUCAGUUCAUACUUUC
Pseudophryne corroboree (corroboree frog) is the source of this 4615-nucleotide messenger RNA. RefSeq lists its product as uncharacterized. The record is from RefSeq and is a predicted model, not a curated record. The transcript has 2 exons. Lineage: Eukaryota; Metazoa; Chordata; Amphibia; Anura; Myobatrachidae. The coding region runs from base 522 to 3683 and encodes 1053 amino acids. Gene Ontology annotation, molecular function: nucleic acid binding.